Nymphaea colorata (pocket water lily) is the source of this 1758-nucleotide messenger RNA. RefSeq names its product xanthotoxin 5-hydroxylase CYP82C4-like. NCBI's taxonomy places the organism in Eukaryota, Viridiplantae, Streptophyta, Magnoliopsida, Nymphaeales, Nymphaeaceae. Gene Ontology annotation, biological process: defense response to other organism. The transcript is spliced from 2 exons. Gene Ontology annotation, molecular function: iron ion binding; oxidoreductase activity, acting on paired donors, with incorporation or reduction of molecular oxygen; heme binding. The record is from RefSeq and is a predicted model, not a curated record. Bases 25 to 1575 code for a protein of 516 amino acids.
AAACAGCGUUCCUUCAUUGCAGCUAUGGAUUCCAUCAAAUUGGUAGGGGGCUUUGCUGCUUUCCUUGCCCUUUUCUUCAUCUACCAUAUUUGGCUAAAGAAAUGGCAGGCAGAAACAAGACGCCAACCGCCCCAGCCUGGUGGUGCUUGGCCGGUAGUUGGCCACCUCGGCCUACUGAGUGGAACCACUCCUCUCCAUAGAACCUUGGCUGCUCUAUCAGAGAAGCACGGCGCUCUUUUUACCCUUCAACUAGGUCUAAUGCGUGUUGCAGUACUGAGCAGCGCAGAUCUAGCCAAGGAGUGCUUCAUUACAAACGACCGAGCCUUUGCUGGUCGGCCCCCACUACAGGGCUCAAAAUACCUCGGUUACGACCAUGCCAUGUUCGGCCUCGCCCCGUAUGGACCAUACUGGCGUGAAGUCCGCAAGAUGGUCACCAUCAAGCUGCUAUCAAACCGGCGAGUCGAGCUGCUCAAGGACAUCCGAGUCCAAGAGGUGGGUUCCUUGGUGCGGGCCUUAUACCACACCUGUGGUGGCAAUCAACCGGUGGACAUGAAGUGGUGUUUCAACACCUUCAUUGUGAAUAUCAUCCUUAGGAUGGUCGCCGGAAAACGGUACUUUUUGGACAGUGAAGAAGGAAACACUGGGGACGCGGAAGAGUUAUGGAAAGUGGUAAGCGAUUUUUUUCAUUUAUUGGGAGUGCUGACCGUUACUGACGCGAUACCAUGGCUGGAGUGGCUGGAUGUGGGUGGUCACCUCGAGGCCAUGAAGAGGGUUCACAAGAAGAUGGACCGAAUUGCCUCGGCCUGGCUGGCAGAACACCAGCGGAAGAAAGUGUCUGCCGGCAGGAUGGAAGCGGAGCGAGAUUUCAUUGACCUGCUGAUUGAAGAGUUGAAAGACAGUCGCUUGUCUGAAAAGCACCAAACUGAUACCAUAAUCAAAGCCACCAUUAUGGCUGUGGUAUCGGCCGGCACAGACACCAUAUCGGUCACCUUAGAGUGGACAGUCGCCGCUCUCCUCAACAACCGCCAGGCGCUGGAAAAAGCACAACAAGAGUUGGACUGCAAUGUAGGCAGGGAACGACGGGUGGAGGAAUCAGACGUCAAGAACUUGCCGUACUUGCAAGCUGUCGUGAAAGAGUCAAUGCGUCUGUACCCAGCGGCACCGCUGUUCCUCCCGCAUCAGUCGAACGAGCCUGUCCAGCUUGGCGGGUACCACAUACCAGCCGGCACGACUCUGUUUGUUAAUGCCUGGAAGAUAUUUCGAGACCAGAUGUUGUGGACAAACCCAGAAGAGUUCAAACCAGAGAGGUUCUUAACCAGCGACGAGGAUUUUGCUUUCAGCGACGGUCAGAGCUUUGCCUUCAUGCCGUUUGGGUCAGGCAGGAGGAUGUGCCCUGGUCGAACAAUGGCUUUGCAAGUUCUUCACUUAGCGUUGUCACGCUUGCUGCAAAGCUUCGAGUGGUUGACGGCCACGGACGAGCCAGUUGACAUGACCGAAGGAUCAGGGGUGACCAUGCCUAGAGCAGCUCCACUCAAGGUUCGCCUGAAGCCUCGUCUCCCGCCUCACCUCUAUUAGUCAAACAACUCAGAUAUAUUUUGCUUCUUGUUUUUGCAUGCUUAAUGAUGAUUUAGCAGGGUUCGUUGCUUUUAGAACUACUUUUUCUAGUUUGCUUCCAAACGAACAAUGAGCAAAUAAAAUGAGAAUGUUAUAAGACAAAUUUGUGAAUGUUUCAUCUUAAUGGAAAUGUAAUAUUGUAUU